This is a messenger RNA of Choloepus didactylus (southern two-toed sloth), 510 nucleotides long. Its product is annotated as protein FAM3C-like. Lineage: Eukaryota; Metazoa; Chordata; Mammalia; Pilosa; Megalonychidae. The transcript has a single exon. The record is from RefSeq and is a predicted model, not a curated record. The coding region runs from base 1 to 510 and encodes 169 amino acids.
AUGGGUGCAGGUUUAGGAAAUCUAUUGGCAAGGUCAGCACUGGACACAGCUGCAUAUCAUACAAAGCCUCCCAGAUAUACAUGUGGGAAAGCAACAGCUUGUCCUAAGAAGCAUUUUGCAUUUAAAGUAACAAGUGGGGCAGGCAAUAUGGUGGUACCAAAAAUCCGCCUAGAAGACUAUGCUUUAGUGAGUGGUGUUAAGAACAGUGUUGGAAGAGGGAUCAAAGUUGCCUUGGCAAAUGGGAAAACAGGAGAAAGAUUAGACGCUAAAUAUUUUGACAUGUGGGGAGGAGAUGUGGCACUAUUCAUUGAGUUUCUGAAGACCGUACAAAAUGGUACAAUAGUUUUAAUGGGAACAUAUGAUGAUGGAGCAACCAAAUUCGAUGAUGAGGCACAGUGGCUCAUUGCCAAAUUGGGGAGUAUAUCUGUUGUUAAUCUUGGGUCCAGAGACAACUGGGUCUUCUGUGGUGGAAAAGGCAUUAAGAAAAAAGGCCUUUUUAGCAGCACAUAA